This is a messenger RNA of Dentiscutata heterogama, 949 nucleotides long. NCBI's taxonomy places the organism in Eukaryota, Fungi, Glomeromycota, Glomeromycetes, Diversisporales, Gigasporaceae. The record is from the annotation of a GenBank genome assembly.
AUGAGCGAUACAGAAGAACCAAAUCCUCGAAAUGAAGUUCAAGAUACUGUUUCUCCCAUCGAAGAAAUCCAUGACGAAGGUCAUGAGCAACAAGGUUAUACUUGGGAACCAUCAGAAGAAAUGUUACGGUUUCCUACACGUAUCCAUAAAGACAAUACUCUUUCACAAGAGGAACGUAAACUCAUUUUACAAGCACAACCCCGCAAUAAAAACAUACGCUUCCAACCUCCUUCCAUGGACAAAACACUUUGGAAAAACAUGUCAAAACAAACAAGAGAGACAGACAAAUUACUUUCAAAACUUGCAUAUAGAUGGUCUGCAACUCUUCGUCCCCUUGACAAUACUUUACGUCUACUUUAUGAUUCCAAACCAGACCAAGAUGAUAAAGAAGCACUGGAAUCUUGGGAAGCAAUGGAACAAUCACUUAUGGACACAAGAAGUCUUUUAUUGGAUGGUCUUUCAUAUGCAAAUGAUAUUCGUAGGGAUCAAGCUAUUAAAUGUAUAUCCCCAUCAUAUAAUCCUCCUGCAGAACACGAGGAGGUUUGUGGACCCACAAAACUUAAUGAACUCAUCACUCAAGAGAAUGAAAAGAACAAAUUGUUUAACAAGGCUUUACAAUAUAAAAGACAAUUUAGAUCUUCCGAAUCAUCUUCGUCACAUGGAAGAGGUCAAUAUAACCCACGUUUCGGUACCCGAAGACCUGUUCCAACCUCUUUGUACCUUCAGUCAUUUCUCAAAACCCAACACAAUUUACAACAUUGGGUAACUUUAUUCAAAGAUUCUUGGGCUACAAAAGUUAUAAACAAUGGCUAUUCUAUACAAUGGAAUUUACCACCACCAUUAACUAUUCAAUCUAUGUCUCACCAUACUUUCAAUCUCGAAAUCUCAUCAAAGAUCGAAGAAUUUUUAAAAUUAGGAGCAAUAAAACAGAUCUCAUCUACAAUACCAU